AUGACCAUAGUUGACAGAUCACCAGAGAAGUCUGACCACGAGUCAGCCGGGUGUCAGCGAUCUCCCUUGACAAGUGGAGACGUGGAAAUGGACGGUAGCUGGUUUCAACCCACUCAACCCAGCCUGCUGAGCUGUGAUGAUGGCCUUGACUUGCCCCAGAUGGUCCUCUUCCCUGCAGAGUGGCUCCACCUGAAGUGGACACAAGUUCACCCCAUCGGUGCAGGCUUGCAAAAUAUGGGGAACACCUGCUUCCUAAACUCAGCCCUGCAGUGUCUCACCUACACUGCUCCGUUUGCAAAUUACCUGCUGACACAGGAGCACUCCAACACAUGUCACGAGCCAGGGUUUUGUAUGAUGUGCACCAUGCAAAACCACAUCACUGAAGUUUUUGCAAACUCUCGAAAUGUUAUAAAGCCCACUGGUGUGCUCAACGAACUCACAAAUAUUGCAAGUCACUUCCGCCAUGGGCGCCAGGAGGACGCACAUGAGUUCCUGCGGUACACAGUGGAUGCUAUGCAGAGGUCCUGCUUACCUGGAGACUAUUUGGACAGGCAAACGCAGGCAACCACUUUCAUCCAUCAAGUAUUUGGCGGGCAACUGAGGUCCAGAGUUGAAUGUUUAAACUGCAAAGCAGUCUCGGACACAUUUGACCCGUUUCUGGACAUACCUCUGGACAUUAUGACGGCUCUCAGUGUCUCCCAGGCUCUGGAACAGUUCGUCACACCAGAACAGCUGGGUGGAGAUGACUCCUACAAAUGCGCCAAGUGCACAAAAAUGGUCACAGCGUCAAAGAGACUUACCAUCCAUCGCAGCUCCAACGUGCUCACACUCUGUCUCAAUCGCUUUGCAAACUUUAGUGGAGGCAAAAUCACAAAGUGUGUGAAAUAUCCAGAGUACCUGGACCUGCGGCCCUUCAUGUCUCAGUCUCAGGGGGAGCCUCUGCUCUAUGAGCUGUAUGCUGUGCUGGUCCACUCUGGAUUCAGCUGUGAUUCUGGGCACUACUAUUGCUAUAUUAAGGCCAGCAACAAUCAGUGGUAUCGGAUGAACGACUCGGCUGUGUCUGUCAGGGACAUCAAGUCUGUUCUUAACAAGCAGGCCUAUGUCCUUUUCUACGUCAAAUCCACUGAUGUGAAGAAAAAUGGGGACUACGGCCUGAGUUCUUCCUCCUCAUCCGUCUCCCACCCGAUCAGUAGACCCACAGUGAUCCCUGAUCAAGACAAAGUCCGGAAGAUUUCAUUUGUCUUCGGGCUAGGCAAACAGAACAGCCCAUCCUUGCCAUCCUCUGACAGCCAGCCGUCCUCUGCCAACAGCAGUAAUGGGGAGCAUCAUACUGGAGGGAAUGGAGCCUCGUUUUUGGUUCAAUAUGGCCAAAUUGGAGCCACUGAUGGUGUCACCAAAUCUGGUCAAAAUGAGCACCAGUACGGACACCACAAAGUGAAUAAACACCAAGGACUCCAUGUGACUCCCGCUGCAGCUAAUGGGCUGGACAGUGACCACAGUCACUUCAGUAAAGAGGUGCGUAACUAUGCCUCUCAGGCUCGUUCUUCUCAGAACAGCCACAGCGCUGCCAGUGAAAGCCAGCACCUCUCCAAUCCUGACACAAGGGCUAAAGCUGUAUCUGAGACCCCUCCUCAGCACCGACCAUCCUCCACUGCUAGCUCUCCAUCUUCAGCUACGGCCACAAAGACCCAUUCUGUCACAUUUGCAGAGUCUGGCUUCUUUUUAUACCAUAAUGGCAACUUCAAUGCGGCCUUAUCCACCUCAUCAGACUACUCCCAAAGUACCAGUGGGCCCUCUGCAGCUUCGUUAAAAGUCAGCAGAGAUGGCGAUGAAGUGAAUGGUCUGCUUACAGGGACUGAUGGGCGUACAGAUGCUAAAGAACAGCACCAGUACAAGCCCACUUUUAGAGGCAAUAAAGGACAAUCUUUCCAAGACAGGGAGAGAAACAGCCUGUACUCUGUGUGGAGCAGAGACAAAGAGAAACAGUACAGAGACAGAAGUAAAGAGCGAGAAAGUGACAGUGAUCGUCACUAUGACAGGGGGCACUACAACUGGGAAUGCUAUCCUCAUCCCAGAGAGCAGGACCAUGACAAGUGCUCUAACCAUUACCACCACUACCGGUCUAGAGAGGACUGGGAACGCGGACAGACGGGACAUGGUUAUCCCUACCGCGAUCAAUCUAACUGUCACAGGAGGUGGCAAGAGGAGGGUCAAAAAUCCCGGUCAGUGAGGGGUAAAAACAGCAACGGAGAGAGAGACCUUAACCUGCCUAAAGACAGAGAUACUGCUUCAUCUGCAACAAUGGCAGAAACCUCAAAAUCCAUCGUCUCUCCCCCUAAAGCUCAUUUCUCCUCGUUUGAAUCCGCUCAAAACAAGGCGGAUCGUACUCGCAAGAGGAGCCGGAGCAAGGAAAGGGAAGGCAGCCCUGAGGCGCAUUGCUCUAAAAAACCCAAAAAGAGCGAGGAAAAGAAGAGAUCAAAAGAUAAAGACAGACACCGUGAGAGAGGAAGCUCUGAUGAUUCUGACAGAGCCGCAGAAACAAAAAAGAAAAAGAGGCGGCAGCGGGACAGUGAGGCGGAGCACCACAGCCCCCUCAGUCACAAGAACAGGAGCAGCGAGGAGAGGGAGAGCCGUAAAAGAAAAUAUGAUGAUAUCAGGAAGUCUGAACAUGACAAUUAUCCACCUGAAAAACGCUGA
Molecule: messenger RNA, 2697 nt
Organism: Cheilinus undulatus (humphead wrasse)
Lineage: Eukaryota; Metazoa; Chordata; Actinopteri; Labriformes; Labridae
Product: ubiquitin carboxyl-terminal hydrolase 42-like
Exons: 12
Coding region: 1-2697 (898 amino acids)
Biological process (GO): protein deubiquitination; regulation of apoptotic process
Cellular component (GO): nucleus; cytosol
Molecular function (GO): cysteine-type deubiquitinase activity; cysteine-type endopeptidase activity
Source: RefSeq, a predicted model, not a curated record